Frieseomelitta varia is the source of this 1348-nucleotide messenger RNA. RefSeq lists its product as uncharacterized. Lineage: Eukaryota; Metazoa; Arthropoda; Insecta; Hymenoptera; Apidae. The transcript is spliced from 3 exons. The record is from RefSeq and is a predicted model, not a curated record. The coding region runs from base 50 to 883 and encodes 277 amino acids.
GUUGACGGCAGCUUCGAACAGCUAGGAUCGAGGUGGUACAGUCGAUAUCAUGGACUGGCUCGGGAACGCGUCUAUACGCGGAGGGCAACGUCGUUGCUUCGCCCUCUGUUUGCUGACCGUCGUUUGUAUAUUGUCUGCCGCGAAACAGGCUUACUCCGCCGACGCCAACGACACGAAGGACCCUUUCGUCGCAUUUUCCACCGAUUGCUCGAACUCGGACUCCAAAAAUGUAUCUGUAUCUUGUUACGGAGUCAGAAUCGUUAGGAAGAUCGUUCAACAGCUGCUGGAGAAGACUAGCAACGAACCCAACAUCGAGAUCUUCGACGGGGUCAGUUUGGUCGAGGUACCAGAGGCUGGAUCGAUGAGAAAGGGAAGGCUGAUGAAGGGAUUCGGUAGCAUGGGGAGUUUGAUACAGUUUUUGGAGGGAAGAGAGCUCAGAAUCAAGCUGCCGAGUUUCUUGCCGCAGAACAUCGAGAGUGCUCUUCGCGAGAGUCUUCCGGUGGAUCAAGCCAGAGGAGGUGGUGGCGGUGGAUUCGGUGGUGGCGGCGGCGGCGGUGGCGGCGGAGGAAAAAAGGGCGGCGGUAACGGAAUGCUCCUAAUGGCGCUCAUGAUGGGCAAGAUGAUGGCGGCGCUAGGAUUCGGUGCCCUGGGUAUGCUAGCCAUGAAGGCGUUGAUGGUGUCCGCGUUGGCGUUGAUGCUCUCGUUGAUCGUGGCCGUGAAAAAGUUGGCGAGCAGCCACGACAGCGGCGGUGGUCACCACGUAGUUUAUGCGCAAGACGUCGGUCAUCAUCAUUACCGGAAGAAGCGAUCCAUCGGCGACGAAGACCACGACCUUCCGUACAGAGGAUACGCGCACCUGUUUGGUGAUUCGCGGGUGUCCUGAUCCGAUCGAUCGUCCACCCACACGCACGCAGGGCCGUUCGUCGUAGAUCCUCUUCGAGAGCCAAGCCGAUACGGCGUGUCAACUGACACGCCAAGUUCGAAGAGACUUUAUGAACGAGCCACCAGACAAAACACGAGACGAGGACAGCGACGAUUCUGGACAAUGACAAUGACAACGAUUACGACGACGAUGACAUUGACACGGUAGCAGUGACAGACGUGACGUACAGACCAUGUUAGAAAGUGACAUUUUCGAGAUUAGAGAUUCGUUUCGCACGUGAGACACAGUGAUGAAAAUGAUCGGUUGUGGUCCACGGGUGAUCGUGGCAAUGGGGAAUCGACGACACGGAUGCUGGAGAAACCAAAGUACACUCUGUCGAGGCAUGUUUAUUUAUUACCCUUCAUUCUCUCUAGAUGUUCAUUCAUUCAGCAUCUUUUGUACUAUUUAUUUAUUGCGCAAUCGAAU